CAUGGGAGUCUUGAGUCUUGAGUCACAGGAACGAGUCACAGCUGAUGAGUCAAGAGUCGCGAGUCGCGAGUCACAGGUUGAUUGUCUCGAAAACUUGAUCGAGCUUCUCAUCGAGUUCUGUAGGACCUCGAACUUUCUUUUCGAUGCAAAGCUUCCUUCGAGUCACUCACGAACAGCUAGUUCUCGGAUCUCACCACCGACACUCGAGACGGAUUGACAGCCACGUAUAAACUGCUCCUUAAGCGCUCGCCAGAGAAUACUGAGCUCUGCGCCUGCUGCACAUCCGAUCGAGUUAGCACUGCUCAGGCACAAUCUUGCUUGUCCCACCAUCCUGACCCUCGCGACUCAGCGGAGAGCCAAGGUCCAUUCAGAGCAGCGAGCUCCUCUGCCACGCAUACAUUCGCGCCAUGGCCACGGCGGAUAACUUUCCACCUCACGACGCUGCGGCACCUUUCAAAUUUCCAGAACAAGAGGAGCAGGUUCUGGCUCAUUGGAGAUCCAUCGAUGCUUUCAAGACUUCGCUGCGGCAAUCUGAAGGCAAGCCUCUGUUCACUUUCUUUGAUGGUCCACCCUUCGCCACCGGUCUGCCUCACUAUGGACACUUGCUAGCAGGUACCAUCAAGGAUAUCGUCACACGGCACGCUCAUUCCACGGGACACCAUGUGGAGCGACGAUUCGGGUGGGAUUGCCAUGGUCUGCCGGUAGAGCACGAGAUUGACAAGAAGCUUGGCAUCACAGGCAAGGAAGAUGUCAUGAAGAUGGGCAUCGACAAGUACAAUGCGGAAUGCAGAGCCAUCGUCAUGCGUUACCAAGCAGAGUGGAAGACGACAGUGGAGAGGAUGGGAAGGUGGAUCGACUUUGAUGGAGGUUACAAGACCCUGGACAAGACCUUCAUGGAAUCGGUUUGGUGGGUCUUUGGUCAGCUCUACCAAAAGGGUCUGGUUUACAGGGGAUUGAAGGUCAUGCCGUACUCCAUGGGCUGCACCACUCCUUUGUCCAACUUUGAGGCGGGCUUGGACUACCGCGAUGUUCAAGAUCCUGCCGUCACCAUCAGCUUCCCCCUUGUUGACGAUCCCACCACCGCUCUCUUGGCCUGGACAACCACACCUUGGACCUUGCCUUCGAACUUGGGCUUGUGCGUACAUCCCGAUUUUGAGUACAUCAAAAUCUACGACGAAGAGAGAAAAAUGAACUUUUGGAUCUUGGAAAAGCUCCUGACCACGCUGUACAAGGAUCCCAAGAAGGCCAAGUUCUCAAAAGUCGCUAAGGCAAAAGGUUCGGAAAUGGUGGGAUGGAAGUUCGAGCCCGUGUUUCCAUACUUCUACGAGAAGUACAAAGAAACAGCUUUCCGCGUGGUUUCGGACACUUACGUGACUGCCGAUGCCGGCACCGGUAUCGUCCAGCAAGCUCCCGCCUUUGGUGAUGACGAUUACCGCAUUGCUAUAGCCAACGGCAUUGUCACGAGGGAGGUGCCUCCACCUUGCCCGUUGGACGAGAGUGGUCGCUUUACCGCCGAGGUGCCUGACUACAAAGGCAUCAACGUCAAAGAAGCCGAUAAGCAGAUUCAAAAAGAUCUCAAAGCAUCCGGGAGGAUGAUUGUGCAGAGCACCCUCAGACACUCUUAUCCGUACUGCUGGAGAUCAAAAUCUCCCCUCAUCUACCGCGCUAUUCCCGCGUGGUUCGUCAGAGUCGAAGAGAUUCAGGACCGACUGCAAACGCACAAUGCCGGGACUCACUGGGUGCCAACGUGGGUCAAGGAGAGUCGUUUUGAUCACUGGCUCGCCAACGCGCGGGACUGGAAUGUUUCCCGUAAUCGAUACUGGGGCACGCCUAUUCCACUGUGGGCGAGCGAUGACAUGGAAGAGAUCGUUUGCGUCAAGUCGGUCGAAGAGCUGGAGAAGCUUUCUGGUCGAAGCGAUAUCCAAGAUUUGCAUAGAGAAAGCAUUGAUGGCAUCACUAUCCCCUCUCAAAAGGGCAAAGGGGUUCUGAAGCGCGUCGAAGAAGUGUUUGACUGCUGGUUCGAGUCUGGAAGCAUGCCGUACGCACAGGGUCACUACCCCUUCGAGAACAAGGACACCUUCGAGACGGGUUUCCCCGGCGACUUUAUCUGCGAAGGUCUGGACCAAACGCGAGGAUGGUUCUACACCCUGCUGAUUCUGGGCACGCAUCUAUUCGACAAGUCUCCCUGGAAGAACCUCAUUGUCACUGGUCUUGUCCUCGCAGGUGACGGCAAGAAAAUGAGCAAGAGUGCCAGGAACUAUCCCGACCCAACUCUCAUGUUCGACAAGUAUGGAGCCGACGCGGUCAGACUGUACUUGGUCAAUUCACCCGUGGUCCGUGGCGAGAACCUGAAGUUCCGAGAAGAGGGAGUCAAGGACGUUCUCGCAAUGGCUUUCCUUCCUUGGCUCAACAGCUUCAGAUUCUUCCUCGGCCAAGUUGCCCUGCUCAAAAAGUUGACUGGCAAGGACUUCAGAUACGACGUCAACGCACCCAAGAGCGAGAACGUGUUUGAUAGGUGGAUUUUAGCUAGGUGUCAGAGUCUCAUUCAAUGGGUCAGAGAUGAGAUGGAUGGGUAUCGACUCUAUACUGUCAUGCCCCGAUUGCUUAAUCUGAUCGACGAGUUGACGAAUUGGUACAUUCGUUUCAAUCGACAGAGGUUGAAGGGUGUGAAUGGAGUGGACGACACCUACGCUGCUCUCAACUCCCUCUUCGAGACGCUGUAUACUCUGUGUCGCACCAUGUCUUCCUUUACGCCUUUCUUGACAGAGACCAUCUACCAAGGCCUGCGUCCUUUCCUGCCUGCGGCCCCUGCCUCCGACAAACAAGACUAUCGCUCUGUGCACUUUUUGCCCUUCCCCGAAGUCAAUUCCCUCUACUUGGACCCCAUCAUUCAGAGGAGAUUUGCGGCGCUGCAAACCGUCAUUGAGCUGACGCGCACAGUCAGAGAACGCAACACUAUACCGCUGCGGUCGCCCUUGCAAGAAUUGGUCGUCUUCCAUGCCGAUGCCGACUUCUUGAAGGAUGCGGAAAGUCUCUCCUCUUACAUAUCGGAGGAGCUCAACGUCAGAGACUUGACAUUCACGAGCGACGAGACCGCUUGUGGGGUCAGGUACAAGCUGGUCGCAGACUGGCCAGUCCUCGGUCGCAAGUUGAGAAAGGACAUGGGCAAAGUCAAAAAGGGACUGGAAGAAGUUACAUCCGAUCAAGCAAAAGAGUACUUGGAAAAAAAGAAGCUGAACGUGGCUGGUGUGGAUCUCGUUGAAGGCGACCUCAAGGUAUUGCGCUAUGUCGAUCUGGAAGGCAGAAGCGGCAAAUGGGACCACAAUGGAGACGGAGAAGCUGUCGUCUUGCUCGACAUCGAAGCCCGCCCCGCCCUAGUCUCCGAAUUCAACGCUAGAGAACUCGUCAACCGCAUCCAACGACUCCGGAAAAAAGCUGGACUGCAGCCGACGGAUGAAAUCGACGCCUUUUACAGUUUUACCGAGGGCGUCGGAGCAGCUCUGAAAGAAGCCUUCGAGGAGCAGAAAGAAAUGUUUCAAAAGGUCAUUCGAAGAGUGCCCAUGGGUGUCGAACAGCGAGCUCCGAACGCGGAGCUCAUCACGGAGGAGGAACAAGAGAUUGGUGACGACAAAUUUACCCUGAGCUUGGUCAGAGCUUGAAAAUGUAGAUGCACAAAAUGCGAUGCGAUGAUCACCAUGUUUUGCGCGCGCGCGCGCGCUCUUGCACUGCUCCUGCACUAGGAGGCCGCGCACCAGUUCACCUUGUCGCAGAACAACUUUGCACAGGACAUGGCCAGAGAGAGUACUUAUACAAGCUGAGACUCGUGGUUCGUCAGAGCGAUCACAUUACGUUGCAAGGACGUGCUCGUCGUCUUCAGCAGUGUAGAGGUAGCCGUCCAGGACGAGGGUGUCGACUG
Molecule: messenger RNA, 3916 nt
Organism: Ceraceosorus guamensis
Lineage: Eukaryota; Fungi; Basidiomycota; Exobasidiomycetes; Ceraceosorales; Ceraceosoraceae
Product: putative ILS1-isoleucyl-tRNA synthetase
Exons: 5
Coding region: 408-3659 (1083 amino acids)
Biological process (GO): isoleucyl-tRNA aminoacylation
Molecular function (GO): aminoacyl-tRNA deacylase activity; isoleucine-tRNA ligase activity; tRNA binding
Source: RefSeq, a predicted model, not a curated record